CGCCAUCUAAUGGCUUCUCUGAGUUCUCCCUUACAACAGUCACUCACUUUCUUCAAUCGCCGGAGGCGAAGAGAGCCAAGCAAGAUACUUUCUCCUCUUGCCAUCUCCAAGCCCAAAGCUUCUUCCUCUUCCGUCAAUGCCCAUCACUUCCUCCGUCAGAUUUCCACUCUCUCUGAAUCCGGAAAUCUCCAUGAACCCUUUCUGCUUCUCGAAGAACAAGCUCGAAGCGAGUCGACCAAUGCACUACUCGUCCGCGAAGCUGUGGGGAUUCUCUUACAGGCUUCUGGGCAGAGAAAAGACAUUGAAAUGGGGAGGAAGAUUCACCGACUGGUUUCCGGAUCGACCCGGUUCGUGAACGACGAGGUUCUCAGCACCCGUGCAAUCACCAUGUACGCGAUGUGUGGCUCACCUGAUGAUUCUCGCUCUGUUUUCGAUGCAUUGCAGAGAAAGAAUCUCGUCCAGUGGAAUGCUAUCAUCAGUGCAUACUCAAGGAACGAGCUUUAUGAUGAGGUGUUGGAGAUGUUUAUCGAGAUGAUGUCAGAAACUGACCUUAAACCCGAUGCUUUCACUUUUCCUUGUGUGAUUAGGGCUUGUUCUGGGUUUUCUGACGUUGGGUUCGGACUUACUGUUCAUGGGUUGGUGGCGAAGAUCGGAUUGAUACAGGACGUUUUCGUGGCCAACGCAUUGGUUUCUUUCUACGGGAGCCGCGGUUUUAUUUCUGAUGCCAUGUCGCUGUUCGAUACAAUGCCUAAGAGAAACGUAGUUUCAUGGAAUUCUAUGAUCCGUGUCUUCUCUAACAGUGGUUGCUUGCAAGAAAGUUUCUUACUUGUCAGAGAAAUGCUCGAAGGUGAUGACGGGUUCAUUCUUGAUGUUGCCACGCUUGUUACGCUGUUGCCAGUUUGUGCAAGGAAUGGUGAGAUAGGACUAGGGAAGGCCAUACAUGGGUGGGCAGUGAAAUUGGCCAUGGACAAUGAACUCGUUGUUAGUAAUGUAUUGAUAGACAUGUACUCCAAAUGUGGUUGCAUAUACGAUGCAGAAAUCAUAUUUAAGUCGAACAAGAACAUGAGCGUAGUUUCUUGGAACACAAUGAUAGGUGGUUUAUCUACUGAAGGAGACAUGCAUCGGACUUUUGAUCUUUUGCGGGAAAUGCAGACUGGAAAUGAUGAAUUCCAAGCGAACGAGGUAACCAUUUUGAACGUACUGCCUGUCUGUUCCGAUGAAUCAGUCUUGUUGAGCUUGAAGGAACUACACUGUUACUCGAUUAAACAGAGUUUAGUACAUGAUGAAUUGGUAGCCAAUGGCCUUGUUGCUGCAUAUGCGAAAUGUGGCUCACCUAGUUAUGCCCGGCAUGUAUUUAGCCAUAUAAGGAAUAAGACAGUGAGCUCUUGGAAUGCGUUGAUCGGAGCCUAUGCUCAGAGCGAUGAUCCAUUGAUGGCCAUGGAUGCCCUCCAGCAGAUGAAGGAAUUCAGGAUAUCACCCGAUUCUUUUACUGUAUGUAGUAUUCUUUCAGCCUGUUCUCGACUAAAAUCCCUGCGUCCAGGCAAAGAAAUGCACAGCUUUAUAAUCCGAAACAGAUUAGAAAGAGAUUCAUUUGUCUGUAUAUCGCUACUUGCUCUUUACGUUCAAUGCGGGGAACAGUUUUCUGCAGAGGUAUUAUUUCAUCGGAUGGAUAAAAGUUUAGUAUCUUGGAACACUAUGAUAUCUGGUUACCAUCAAAAUGGAUUUCCUGAGAAAGCUCUACUUGUCUUUCGGCAAAUGAUUUUCAGUGGAAUCCGACCUUGUGAGAUUUCUAUGAUGAGUGUAUUUGGUGCAUGUUCACAGCUACCAUCUCUGCGGCUGGGGAAAGAAGCGCAUGCUUACGCUUUGAGGCACGUCCUGGCAGAAGAUGCUUUUAUUGGCUGUUCGAUAAUAGAUAUGUAUGCCAAGAAUGGUUCUAUAGAGAGAUCACUCAAGUUUUUUAAUGGUUUCAAGAAGAAAAAUGCAGCAUCAUGGAAUGCCAUGAUUGUGGGAUACGGACUACAUGGGCAAGCAAAUGAUGCUAUCAAACUCUUUGAAGAGAUGCAAGAAGCUGGUCAUGAUCCUGAUGAGUUCACCUUCUUAGGCGUUCUUAUGGCUUGCAACCACUGCGGGCAGGUUCAGGAAGGGCUGAAAUAUCUUGAGCAGAUGAAGCAUGCCUUUGGGUUGAAGCCAAAGUUAAAGCAUUAUGCAUGCAUCAUCGAUAUGUUAGGCCGAGCAGGACAACUAGACAAGGCUCUAACGGUUGCUGUAGACGAGAUGUCCGAGAAACCUGACAUUGGAAUCUGGAGUUCAUUGCUCAGCUCGUGCAGAAUCCAUCAGAAUCUGGAAAUGGGGGAGAAAAUUGCAGCAAAGCUAUUAGAACUAGAACCCGAAAAACCCGAGAGUUAUGUUUUGGUUUCUAACUUGUAUGCUGGAUUAGGGAAAUGGGAUGAUGUGAGAAAGGUGCGGUGGAAAAUGAAGGAGAUGAGUCUGCAGAAAGAUGUUGGAUGCUCCUGGAUUGAAAUAGGAGGGAAGGUUUUUAGCUUUGUUGUUGGCAACAGUUUGCUAGACUAUUCGGCUGAAUCAAAAACUAUGUGGAGAAUACUGGAGAAAAGAAUAAGAAAGAUUGGAUACAAUCCCGACACAAGCUCGGUACUACAUGACCUAAGUGAAGUGGAGAAGAUUGAACAACUAAAGGCACACAGUGAGAAGCUUGCAAUAGCUUUUGGUCUGAUCAAGACAACCAAAGGAACAACUCUCCGUGUUUACAAGAACCUGAGAAUUUGUGUGGACUGUCACAAUGCAGCGAAGUUAAUCUCAAAGGUCACUGAGAGGGAAAUAGUUGUGAGGGACAACAAAAGAUUUCAUCUCUUCAAGAAUGGGUUUUGUUCUUGCGGUGACUAUUGGUAAGGACAAGGGA
Tarenaya hassleriana is the source of this 2917-nucleotide messenger RNA. RefSeq names its product pentatricopeptide repeat-containing protein At1g18485. The transcript has a single exon. Bases 10 to 2907 code for a protein of 965 amino acids. Gene Ontology annotation, biological process: RNA modification. The record is from RefSeq and is a predicted model, not a curated record. Gene Ontology annotation, molecular function: zinc ion binding; protein binding; RNA binding. Lineage: Eukaryota; Viridiplantae; Streptophyta; Magnoliopsida; Brassicales; Cleomaceae.